AGCUUGUCAAGAUGGUGAUAGCCAAUCAAAAUAUGUUGUUCUUGGUGGCAUUUGCUCUGCUUGUCCUAAAUUUUGCUUUUCCUACAGAAGCCAGAAGGCUUUCAACAAAGGCUUCUUCCAACUUGGUGCUUGUUGAGAAUGAAAAUAAAGGCCCGACUCUGACAUCUAGACUUAGCCGCAGAAUGUCUCAGAGUUCUCCUCCAUCACCUUCAACACCCCCAUUUCCCCCAAUAUUUCACCCCAUUCUAAGGGCUGAGAGUGUAAACUUAGGUCCUAAAUUUGAGAGUUUUAAUUUUGGGAUGUUGCCUAAAGGUCCUGUUCCUCCAUCUGGGCCUAGUCGUGGAACAUCUCCGGGUACUCCCCCCUUGCCCCCCAUAUAAGGCUGAGAAUGUUAGAUCGCUAAGAACUAAGCCUAUGUUGUAAUGUAAUAAAUCACAAAACUCCUUCUUGUUGACAUAUUCAAUUAUUCAAUUCCAACUAUGAUGUUAUAAUA
Quercus robur (English oak) is the source of this 493-nucleotide messenger RNA. RefSeq lists its product as uncharacterized. NCBI's taxonomy places the organism in Eukaryota, Viridiplantae, Streptophyta, Magnoliopsida, Fagales, Fagaceae. The transcript has 2 exons. The coding region runs from base 12 to 380 and encodes 122 amino acids. The record is from RefSeq and is a predicted model, not a curated record.